UUGUGAGUUAUAACGUGGAGAAAGCUUCCACUAAACACUGUGAGGGGACAGAGGCCUAGAGAGCCGGACAUAGUGUACUGUUGGCUCCAGGCGAGGCCGCAUCCUGCUUGUGUAGUGGGACUAUAUCCCCAGCGCAGUUUCGGUGUGCGGAGGUAGCGCCUUACUCCGGCCGAAAGCUGCCCGGGCACAAUUAAGCGGUAGUUGGACCCACUGUUAGGGGAAGAGCGUGCUGCUGCUGUACUGAGUCUAACUAGGACUAAAGCAAAACAUUCCAGGUCCGUAGUCUGCCCCGUGUCAGCAGCACCGGCGCGCAUCACUCUCCAACGGAAGUAGGAAUUUGUACGGGGGGCACACUGGCUCAACACGCGCUGUUUCACAUAGGAGCCAUAUUGGGCGCAUUAAUGUGUUUAGGAGGGGGAGUUAUUGACCAAAGUCUCUUCCGGGUCUGUAUAAUGGUAUAUGCCGUGCGCUCCUAUUAAUUGGACUCGGGUGGCUGCGGUGUAGUUGAGCCUGGACCAGCAGCGCCCGUACUUUACUAAUGCGACGUCUGUUUCGGGGCGUGGCUUUGUGGCAGCGGGGUGCAAACGUCUAGGACCCCUGAAACUGUCUCGUGUCUGUGAGAGUUGUACUGAGGUGCCUGAGGCGAUACUUAGCGCCAUGUGGUCAGUGCAAGGUCCGAGGCGGUUUCGGGGCAGCGCAGAUGAGCGAGGACAGGUGGCAGCCGUGCAAUAUGAAUCUAACAUCCACUACAAAUUGCUUACAAAAUUCCCACAUCAUGGCUUCAGAUCAAGAGAAACUGGUAAAACCCACACCACUCCUGUUAUCUUUGUUAAAAUCUGCAGGUGCCCAAAAGGAAACCUUUACAAUGAAAGAGGUUAUUUACCAUCUUGGUCAGUACAUAAUGGCCAAGCAGUUGUAUGACGAGAAGCAGCAACAUAUUGUCCACUGCUCCAAUGAUCCUCUUGGAGAACUAUUUGGUGUACAGGAAUUUUCUGUAAAAGAGCCAAGGAGACUGUAUGCAAUGAUUUCUAGAAAUUUGGUUUCAGCAAAUGUAAAAGAGUCAUCUGAAGACAUUUUUGGAACUGAUGCGUGCAGUUUCCCUGAUAAACAGAGUAGUCAGAAGGAAGUACUUCAGGAGUUAUCUGUAAUAGCACCCACUUCUGACUCAAAGCCAUGCAACUUAUCCCAGAGGAAAAGUAACAAUGAAACAGAAGAAAUCUCUUCAGUUGAUCAUCCUGCAGAGCAACAAAGAAAGCGACAUAAGUCAGACAGUAUUUCUUUAACCUUUGAUGAAAGCCUUUCGUGGUGGGUGAUCAGUGGCUUACGGUGUGAUAGAAAUAGCAGUGAAUCAACAGAUACUUCCUCUAACCCAGAUCCAGAGAGACACUCUGUCAGUGACAAUUCUGAUCAAGAUUCUGAUUCAGAUCAGUUUAGUGUUGAAUUUGAAGUAGAAUCUGUUUAUUCAGACGAUUAUAGUCCUAGUGGAGAUGAACAUGGUGUUUCAGAGGAGGAGGAUAUCAACGAUGAGGUAUAUCAGGUGACUAUAUACGAAGCUGAAGAGAGCGAGACUGACUCUUUUGAUGUUGAUACUGAGAUUUCAGAAGCUGAUUAUUGGAAAUGUUCAGAGUGUGGAGAAGUAAAUCCCCCUCUUCCAAGUCAUUGUCCUAGAUGCUGGACUGUCCGCAAAGACUGGCUUCCUGAACAUAGAAGAAAAGAGCUUCAGUCAUUGAAGAGAAAAAGAAUGGAAACCGAGGAAGAUGAAGGCUUUGAUGUCCCUGAUUGUAAGAAAAGUAAACUAACAAGCUCUCAGGACACAAAUUUUGAUAAAAAAGAAGCUGAAAGCAUACAAAGUUCUGAGUCUCAGGAAACUGAGGAUUGCUCUCAGCCUUCUACAUCUGGCAGUAUUGCUUCAUGCAGUCAAGAGGUGACCAAGGAAGAUACAAGUGAGGAAAGUAUGGAGUGUAGUCUUCCACUUACCAGCAUCGAGCCAUGUGUCAUAUGUCAGACUCGCCCCAAGAAUGGCUGCAUUGUUCAUGGCAGAACAGGUCAUCUGAUGGCAUGCUAUACCUGUGCAAAAAAGCUCAAGAAGAGGAACAAACCUUGCCCUGUGUGUAGAGAGCCAAUCCAGAUGAUUGUGCUAACUUACUUUAGCUAAAAGAACUUCAUGUGAACAUGUCCUACACUUAGAAUAAUUAAAGCACUAUAUGAAGACUUAUUAAUAAUUUAAGAAAAAUGUCUACAUACAUAUUUAUAAACUUUUUUUCACAUGGUACAAAAUCCAGAAUUGAAGGAAAAGGGCACCAAGGACCCAAUCUAGCGGAUUGUGCACUAUUUUUCCCAUAUGUAAGACUGCAGUUUCCAGUUAAAUAUGGAAGCUGAUGGUAUUAAUGUUUAGUGCAAGUAGAUUCUUUUGAGAUGUCCACUUAAAUACAAUUUGGUUUAUUUAGAA
This is a messenger RNA of Xenopus laevis (African clawed frog), 2449 nucleotides long. It is a transcript of the gene mdm2.L, whose product is annotated as MDM2 proto-oncogene L homeolog. The transcript is spliced from 11 exons. Gene Ontology annotation, cellular component: cytoplasm; nucleus; nucleoplasm. The coding region runs from base 701 to 2155 and encodes 484 amino acids. The record is from RefSeq and is a predicted model, not a curated record. Lineage: Eukaryota; Metazoa; Chordata; Amphibia; Anura; Pipidae. Gene Ontology annotation, biological process: negative regulation of apoptotic process; regulation of gene expression; regulation of cell cycle. Gene Ontology annotation, molecular function: p53 binding; ubiquitin protein ligase activity; identical protein binding.